AUGGAAGUUGGUUAUGUCAAGUGUUUGGUGAUAUGUUUGAUGUGUUGCAGUAGUAUCAAUUUAAUCCAAGGUGCCAUCCAUCAAACGUUAACACAAUGUUGCGAUAUGGGUAAAAACUACGCGAAUAAUGACGUUUCCUGUUCGAGUAUCCAACCACCAUUUGAUGGUAUCCCAGAAAAAGACGAAUCUAGCUGUUUGAAUACUUUGGUCAUCUGUUGUAAAACCCAGGAGAAAGAAAAUGAGUGUAGGCUGGGUAUAAACGACGCAGAGACUGGCACGUGUAAUGCCCAAACCGGAAGUGAACGAAAAAGUUGUUGUGAUGCCUGUAAUAUUGGUAAGAUAUCCGCAGUAUCAAAUACAUGCGAGAGUUCCUUCAAUCUGGGUUCCUAUGAUAAGCACUUCAAGGCUUGCUGUCAAAAAAUGUUACCAAAGACCACCACGGAUAACACCCCGAAUAAUGAACAGUCUUUGGGUAACCUCUGCGAGAUUGAAGACCUAUGUGCCCAGAUUUGUAUUCCUACAGGAGAGUCUUACAAAUGUGAUUGUAACCCUGGGACCAAAAACAUCUCCCAAAAGAAAUCAAAGUGUGAUACCAACAACCCUUGUGCCCAUAACUGUGUAGACUCCGGUAUCGCCAUCUAUUGUACCUGUUACGAUGGUUAUGAACUCCAACCAGACAAAAGAAGCUGCAAAGACAUCAACGAAUGUGAAUUGGAACACGACUGUCACGGUAAUGAAACCUGCGUAAACCAAGACGGAUACUACGAGUGUGUUGAAGAAGGAGGUGAUGAUGAAGACUAUGAAGCUGUUGAAUGUAAACCAGGGUUUCGCUACAACUGGGAAAACAAAGCCUGUGAAGAUAUCAAUGAAUGUCUACUUCCUUUGAUAUGUCUAUCCACACAAAAGUGUAUUAAUACAGAAGGGUCUUAUAAUUGUACAGGUGGGGAGCUGGUAUGCCCAAAAGGGUACUUCUUCAAAGCCAGUACCCAGGAUUGUGCAGAUGUGGAUGAAUGUGUCACAGGUGAAAAUGAAUGUAAUAGAGAAUCACAGGUUUGUUUGAAUAACAAGGGAGGUUAUACUUGUGUGGAUAAAGCAUCGAAGAAGACAUGCCCACCUGGGUUCAUGAUGAAUACCAUGAUGCAGAUCUGCAUGGAUAUUGAUGAAUGCGCACAGGAUAUUCCUCUGUGCGCGGAGAAUGAGUUGUGUGUCAAUGAGGAAGGUGGGCAUAAUUGCGUGCCUAUGGGGAGUGGGAAAGGGGUUCCAGGGAGUACCAUUGGGACUACUCCUAGUACCACUACUUCUACCACACCUAAAACUAAACCUACUACUAAAGUUACUACUGUGAGGACCACAGUUAAGACUACUCCUAAAAUGACUACCCCCACCACUACUACUACUACUACUACUACUACCACCACAACUCCUAAACCCACUAAACCCACAACAAUAAGAACAUCCCCUGUGUUCAUCUCCAGAACAAAACCUACCACCAGACAACCUCCUUUGAACCUCCCCCAUGGUCCAAAUAGAUUCCCCCCACCUAUCACCUGCAACCGAGGAUAUUCCUACUCGGAUGUCACAGAACAAUGUGAGGAUAUAGAUGAAUGCGCAACAGGGAACAACCACUGUGACCAUUAUCAAGUCUGUCAUAACACUCUAGGUGGAUACAUAUGUAACUGUAAAAUUGGUUUCAAAAGAGAUUCUAUCACAGGAGCUUGUCAGGAUAUCAACGAAUGCCAAACAAACCGGAAUGAUUGCUCAGAGGGUCAACGUUGUGACAACACAGUUGGGUCUUACCUCUGCUCCCGAAUGGCUAAUUGUGGUACAGGUUAUACACUCAACUACGAAACAGGUGUUUGUGAGGAUAAUGAUGAAUGUGCUCUGGGGACACAUAACUGUGACCUUGGAGGGAGGAAUUUAAUAUGUAGGAACACACAUGGGUCUUUUAGAUGUGAUAGACCUCCACCUCCGACUACACCAGCUCCACCUACACAACCUCCAUUGAGGUAUCCAACAAGACCACAGUAUCCUUCUGUUUAUAAUAUACCUGUGACCCAACCUACUAAACCUUACUCCUAUGCAACAAUAAAACCUCCUCAGAAGUACCCUCAGAUACCUGCAUACCCUUACAUACCUGCUUAUCCCUCAUACCCUAAUUAUACCAUAAUCAGCUCCCAGAGUAAAAAAUGUCUUCCUGGGUACUACAUGGAUGCAGCAGGUGCCUGUCAGGAUGUAGACGAAUGUCAAAGCAACCCAUGUCCAAGGUCCCACUACUGUUACAAUUACAAUGGGCGUUAUGAAUGUAAACCCAAAUUAGUAUGCACACCAGGAUUUGAAUUGAAUUCAUCUGGUGAAGAGUGUAUUGAUGUCAAUGAGUGUAUACGUGGUAAUCACACUUGUUCACCUUCGGAGAUUUGUAAGAAUUACAAUGGGUACUACCGCUGUGAAUGCCCAGUUGGACACAGCAAAGAAGGCAAGAGAUGUGUGGAUAUUGACGAGUGUAAAUACUACAAAGGGAGGAUAUGCUCAUAUGGUGCUGAUUGCGUCAACACCAUUGGGUCUUUUCAGUGUCAAUGCAAAGAAGGAUUCCAGAAGGUUAAUAACACAUGCGUUGAUGUUGAUGAAUGUAAAGAAGUUGGAAGAUGUGGAUCAAAGUGUUACAAUACUCUGGGGAGCUAUAAAUGUUACUGUGAGAAAGGGUAUACUUUGAAUUCAGACAACAGGACCUGUUCUGAUGUGGAUGAAUGCUCACUCUUCUCCAAUCAAGUUCAUUGCGUGGGAACUUGUAUAAACUCACCAGGAAGUUAUCAUUGUGGUUGUCCAACUGGGUAUAGACUUGGUACAGAUGGGCACACAUGCCAAGAUAAUGAUGAAUGUAAACUGGAUGAUCCUUGUAAAGGUCCAGAUGAGUACUGCUUCAACACCAGAGGUGGUUAUGAGUGUGCUUCGAUUGCUUGUCCGAAGUAUUACAAACGUGACCAACACCAAAAGAGUCGUUGUAAGAUAGAUACAGACUUGUGUCGAUACAAUGAAUGCUCGCAGCACUUACCAGAUCAAAUCAGUUAUCAUUUCUUCAAUAUUGUUUCGAAUUAUACAAUUUUGGAUGAACCUGUGAAGUUGUUCAAGAUGCGAGGUCCACAGAGUCCACAUUCUCGUGUGGCGUUUAAAUUGGAUGUACAAACAGCACGUUUUCCUCUCUUUGUGAGACCUGCGAAUGAAAAUGACUUUCUGUUGGAUAGACAGCAUAAUAGUGUGACUAUAUCAAUAAAAACAUCGAUUGAAGGCCCGCAGCAGGUCGAGUUGACCCUACAGAUGCAGAUUUUCAACCAUAACGUGCUCACCAACACGGUCAUCUCGAAAAUCAUACUUUAUGUAUCACAAUAUAAGUUUUAAGCGUUAUAAAUUUAAGUUUAGAGGUGAUGGUGACAUAAUUUUUGAAUAAAACUUAAAGAAACAA
Molecule: messenger RNA, 3457 nt
Organism: Dalotia coriaria
Lineage: Eukaryota; Metazoa; Arthropoda; Insecta; Coleoptera; Staphylinidae
Product: fibulin-1-like
Exons: 8
Coding region: 1-3393 (1130 amino acids)
Biological process (GO): digestion; lipid catabolic process
Cellular component (GO): extracellular region
Molecular function (GO): enzyme activator activity; calcium ion binding
Source: RefSeq, a predicted model, not a curated record